AUGUCGACGGACCUAGAGCGCGGCGCCGGGCCGGCGGAGAUAUGGCGUCGGCGGCCCAAGACCAAGAUCGUCUGCACCCUCGGCCCGGCCUCGCGGUCCGUGGAGAUGUGCGCGCGGCUCCUCCACGCCGGCAUGUGCGUCGCCAGGUUCAACUUCUCGCACGGCUCCCACGAGUACCACCAGGAGACCCUCGACAACCUCCAUAAGGCCAUGGACGUCACCGGGAUCCUCUGCGCCGUCAUGCUCGACACCAAGGGACCAGAGAUUCGCACAGGCUUUCUGCAAGAUGGCAAGCCAAUAAAGCUGACGCAGGGGCAAGAGAUUACCAUUACCACAGAUUAUUCCAUAAAGGGCGAUGAGACCAUGAUUUCCAUGAGCUACCAAAAGUUGGCUCUAGACGUGAAGCCUGGGAGCACUAUACUAUGCGCUGAUGGCACCAUCACACUCACGGCUCUUUCUUGUGAUCCUGAGCAUGGUCUAGUUCGAUGCCGAUGCGAGAACUCUGCUCUCCUAGGUGAGAGGAAGAAUGUCAAUCUUCCUGGAGUCGUUGUCGAUCUCCCAACACUUACAGAAAAGGACAAGGUGGACAUCCUACAGUGGGGCGUGCCAAACAAAAUCGACAUGAUUGCACUCUCGUUUGUACGAAAAGGAUCAGACCUUCAGAUGGUCCGAAGUGUACUCGGUGAACACGCCAAGUCGAUCAUACUUAUGUCGAAGGUUGAGAAUCAAGAAGGUGUUGCUAAUUUUGAUGACAUACUUGCAAAUUCAGAUGCUUUCAUGGUUGCACGAGGAGAUUUGGGAAUGGAGAUUCCGAUUGAGAAGAUAUUCUAUGCUCAAAAGGUGAUGAUCUUCAAAUGCAAUAAACAAGGAAAGCCUGUUGUCACUGCAACACAGAUGCUGGAGUCGAUGAUUAAAUCUCCCCGCCCUACACGGGCCGAAGCAACUGAUGUUGCCAAUGCAGUCCUAGACGGAACUGACUGUGUGAUGCUUAGUGGUGAGACUGCAGCAGGGGUGUAUCCAGAGUUAGCAGUGCAGACAAUGUCUAACAUCUGCUUAAUGGCAGAGUCAUAUGUGGACCAUAGGGCAGUCUUCAGGUUAAUUUCCUCAGCAGCCCCAGUUCCUAUGAGCCCACUGGAGAGCUUAGCAUCAUCAGCGGUUCAAACAGCCAAUAUUUCCAAAGCAUCACUCAUCUUGGUCCUUACAAGGGGAGGAACAACUGCAAGGCUCGUCGCCAAGUACAGGCCAGCUAUGCCUGUAUUGUCUGCGGUGGUUCCAGAACUGAAGACUGACAAUGAUUUCGACUGGACUUGCAGUGAUGAGGCUCCUGCAAGGCAGAGUCUCAUUGUUAGGGGCCUGAUCCCGAUGUUGAGUGCCGCUACCGCAAAGGCUUCUGAUACCGAGGCGACUGAGGAGGCCAUCAGUUUCGCUAUAGAUCACGCCAAGGAGCUCGGCCUCUGCAAAUCAGGAGAUUCCGUCGUUGCGGUGCACCGUAUCGGCGCGUCAUCUCUCGUCAGGAUCUUGACAGUCAAUUAGUGUCAGGUGAGUUUGAUGUGGGUGGCUGCUCAUGGGGGCAGAUUUUGCUAGGUUGUUAUUGGACCCUAUCAUUUUGUUGGCUCAUCCCACGUCGUGAGUAAGUCCUAUAUUACGUCUUGCGUUCAGCUAAGCAGGCAGGCUUCUAUCUUUAGAAAGACUUGAUGUUGCCUCCUACCCUAGGAUGAUUCUUCCACGAGAUUGGUUUCUGGGCGGAGCCCAUUUGGACAUAUAUUUUCAGUAACUCUCUUGUCUAAAUAAUACUACUCCUUACUGUCUCUCUCUA
This is a messenger RNA of Brachypodium distachyon (stiff brome), 1816 nucleotides long. Its product is annotated as pyruvate kinase, cytosolic isozyme. NCBI's taxonomy places the organism in Eukaryota, Viridiplantae, Streptophyta, Magnoliopsida, Poales, Poaceae. The coding region runs from base 1 to 1533 and encodes 510 amino acids. Gene Ontology annotation, molecular function: pyruvate kinase activity; magnesium ion binding; potassium ion binding. The transcript has 3 exons. Gene Ontology annotation, biological process: glycolytic process. Gene Ontology annotation, cellular component: cytoplasm. The record is from RefSeq and is a predicted model, not a curated record.